AUGGCCAAAGCCUUGUAUGACAACAUGCCCGAGUCCCCGGAGGAGCUGGCCUUCCGGAAAGGGGACAUUCUGACGGUGAUCGAACAGAACACGGGCGGCCUGGAGGGCUGGUGGCUCUGCUCGUUGCACGGCCGGCAAGGCAUCGCCCCCGGCAACCGCCUCAAGCUACUAAUCGGGCCCAAGUUCGAGGCCCAGUCGCCUGCCGCCCAGUCGCCCCAGCAGAGCUCGGCGGCCCAAGGCCUGUACCGGAUGCCGGCUUCUCUGCAGAGUCCGCAGCAACAGAGUCAGCAGUGCGUUUACCAGGUGCCCUCUGGGCAAGAUGUCUAUCAGGUGCCGCCAAGGAGUGCGCUGUCUGCUGAUAACACGCCGAGCAAGGUGGUGACCCCCACCCGAGUGGGACAGACGUACACCUACAGCCCGGGUCAGCACAACCAGCAGGACCUCUAUGAUGUCCCACCCAGUCGUUCACAAGGAGUGUACGACGUCCCACCCGGUCAAAUGUUAGCCUCGCCGUACCCCGGCCAGCACGGUGCAGCGCGCAACCAAGAUAUCUACGACGUGCCCCCGUCUCAAGCGGAUCUCAGGACGCAAGGACAAGACAUUUAUGACGUCCCGCCUUCUUCCCAAGCGGUAUACUCGGUGCCACCCUGCCGAGCCAACCCUGCCCAGCAGGAAGGCACCUACGAUUUCCCUCAGCCUCUCAAACAGUUGCAAGAAGGCAUCUACGACGUCCCCCCGCCCGCUCUGGUCAAAAGCAGCCCCGACCCCCACUCGGUGUACGACAUCCCCCCCAGCUCGGAACCCGCAAACCGACACCGCAAUAGUAACGAGGGCAUCUACGACGUUCCGCCGACAGCACUCCUGUCAGGCGGCGCGGUUUCUCCCAGUGACGUCUAUGACAUCCCGAGGGGCGCGCAACUCCCCCAGCACAGAAGCUCGCCUGCCGAGCGGGACAAGGGGGUGUACGACAUCCCCGCCGCGGACUCCCGAGCUGUGGCGGAUGCCACGGAUGGCGUCAACCGUCUGUCGUUCUCCAGCACGGGCAGCACUCGGAGCAGCAUGUCUACGUCAUCUUCCUCGACGGGGACCGGGUCGGAGGGCCGCUUGGCGCUGGACGUGGACGCGGCCCUCCAGAGGUUGUACCGUCUCCAGCAGGGCGUGGAUCUUUCGGUCGGGGCUUUGCAUUCGAUGGCGGCGUCCCCGCAUUGGAGGACUUUUCCCUUCAUGGAGCGCCACGCUAACGACGUCCGCACAGUUCUGGACAAAGUCCGAACAGGUCUAGGGGACUUUAUCGUGUUCGGAAAAGGGGCGGCGGCCAACGCCACGGCGCUUUCCGACUCGGCACUUCACAGCAAGCUGAGGCGGCAGCUUGGACGUUUGGAGGACUCGCAGCAGAUCCUUCUGCAGAUCUACCAAGCUUUGGAGAACAGCGGUUGGUCACCCAACACGCUGGCGUCCUCCGCAGCCGGCAAGCACCACAACAAAAGCGACGAACUGGACCGAUUUAUCAUGGUCUCCAGAACCGUGCCGGAUGACGCCAAGCAGGUGGCGUCCACGAUAGGGAACGGCGCAGAGCUGCUGUUCCGACGGUCGCACGCCGACGGAUCUUUCUCCGGCGGGAGCACGCCCGACGACAACGCCGGCCACGGGCUCACUUCGCCCUCCUCGGACGCCGACAACUACGGGGUGCCCAUCAAGCCUUUCCCGGUGCCGUCCACCCAGGACAAGGACAACAUGAACCACAGUGAGAAGUGCGUCAAAAGCUGGAUGGAGGACUACGACUACGUGCAUUUACAGGGCAAAGAGGACUUUGAACGUCAGCAGAAGGAGUUACUAGAGAAGGAAAACAUCAUCAAGCAAAACCAAGCUCAGUUGGGCCAGGAGCAGAUCCAGCAGUUCAAGAAGCUAGAGCAAGAAGUCAUCAAACCCGUUGAAAACGACAUCUCGCGGUGGACGCCUCACCAACACUCCGGCAGGACCGGCACCGGCAGCGCCCCCCGUAUGGAGACCCCCACGCCUCCAUCCGCCUCGUCCCGCACGUGCCCACGGGACCGCCAGCUUCUGGGUUUCUACUCGGAGCAGUGCGAGCAGCACUUUGUCACCCUUCUCAGCGCCGUGGACGCCUUUUUCAGCUGCGUUAGCUCUGGCCAGCCGCCACGUAUCUUCGUGGCGCACGGCAAGUUCGUCAUCCUCAGCGCGCACAAACUGGUUUUCAUCGGGGACACUUUGUCCCGGCAGGCCGCCGCCCCCGAGGUGGCCAACCGGGUGAUGAACUCCAGCAAUGUGCUGUGUGACUUGCUAAAAACGGUGGUGGCCGCCACUAAAACGGCGGCGCUCAACUACCCCAACACGGCCGCCGUCCAGGAGAUGGUGGACCGGGUCACGGAUCUUUCGCAUCAUGCGCAACAGUUUAAAGAACAGUUGCUUCAAAUGGCCAAAUGGUGA
Nerophis lumbriciformis (worm pipefish) is the source of this 2445-nucleotide messenger RNA. NCBI's taxonomy places the organism in Eukaryota, Metazoa, Chordata, Actinopteri, Syngnathiformes, Syngnathidae. The record is from RefSeq and is a predicted model, not a curated record.